Molecule: messenger RNA, 1344 nt
Organism: Anopheles maculipalpis
Lineage: Eukaryota; Metazoa; Arthropoda; Insecta; Diptera; Culicidae
Gene: temp
Product: protein prenyltransferase alpha subunit repeat-containing protein 1-A
Exons: 3
Coding region: 1-1341 (446 amino acids)
Biological process (GO): protein prenylation
Cellular component (GO): cytoplasm
Molecular function (GO): protein prenyltransferase activity
Source: RefSeq, a predicted model, not a curated record
AUGGGACAGGAUGAGGAGGACACUGCGUUCAGCGAGAAAAUUAUCAACGAGAUCGAUGCCGUCUUCAUGCGUGAUCCGGAUCUGGCUGGAUUUGAAAUCAUACCGAUGCCACUGAAUCAAAACAAAUCACCAGUGAUCCACGUAGAGCACAAUCUCGGACUGCAGUCGUGGGCCGUGGAGUGUGUGUACGCCUAUACGCAUCGUUUGAUUCUGAAGUAUCGCAACGAGUGGAUCUCGUCGACCACGACUCCAUUUGGGCUCGGAUCAGUCGCUUGGAAUGUGUCCGACAAGGGCAAAGUGAGCAGUGGAGGGGGCGGAGGUGGUGGUGGUCUCACAAUCGGCAGCAACACCAGUAACGGUGGGAAUGUACCGAUUAUCAAGUACCUAAACUGUGCCAUUCUGAUCAAUCCGGAUGUGGCGACUUUUUGGAAUCUGCGACGGCAGCUAUUUGCAAAGAAUCGGUUGGACAUCGCGAAGGAGUUCCACUUCUCAACUCUUGUUCUCAGCAAAAAGCCCAAAUCGAACGAGGCGUUCGCCUAUCGACGAUGGUUGUACCUGUUUCAGAGUUCUGACGCGAUCGAUUGGGCGUUCGAGAUUAGCUUGUGUGAAAAAUGUGCCGACAAGAGCAAUACCAAUUACCAUGCCUGGUGCCACCGGCAGUGGGUCCUGAUGAAAGCACCGAACCUGCUCAAGUACGAGGUGUAUAGGACGGAAAAGUUUAUCCGCAAGCACAUCCACGAUUACAGCUGCUACAACCAUCGGCAGUUUGUGCUGACAAAGAUGUUCGAAAUGUGCUACUACGACGAGGAGGAUGACGGCUCCGAGGAGCUUUCGGAGGCGACCGGAGCCGUUGGUCGUAGCCGCAAGUAUAACGCUCUCUGCGCACUGAUCGAAAUGCUGACCGGCGAUGGUGAACCUGAACCCACGGUGGACAAUCUGCUACGCUACCUGCUACCUGCCAUUACCAAAGAGCACGAACUGAACCAACACCGGGUGCGCACCUUCCUGUACUGUCUCAAUCUAGCCGCUUACGAUGUACGUCUGUGCGGCGAACUAAGCACCCUGCACAACGUUUCGCAAGCGCUCGAAAAUCAUCGAAAGUUUAUGGUAAAAUUUUUGAUCGAUCGGCUCCGGAUUGGGUCGGGCUGGUUACUGAACACAACCGGCACGAUCUACGCCAAUCCGGGCGGAUGUCAACAGCCACUGUCGAAAGUAACGCGGCUCGAUGAGGAUGCUAGCCAGUUGCUGCAAGCGCUAAAAGCACACGAACUUCACCGAGCGACCGGUGAUCCACGGCAUGGACAAUGGUGCAAACAUUUUCUGGGCAUUGCGCCGGAAUAAGCG